AUGUUAAAGACACGAGCUCUGUUGGUUAUAGGCAGGAUGUUCUCUUAUGGACAUGCAUCUCAACCAUCGGCACCACCAUCGUCAUAUUUCUCUAGUCCAAGCGACGUGCCUCAGACCUUUGGCGGAUAUAAUAACAAUAGCAAUAACAAUAACAGCAGCAGCAGCAGCAACAGCAACAACAACAACAACAACAACAGCAACAAUAGCAACAACAGUAGCAAUAGUAACAACGGAUAUCGACAACAACUUCCGCAACAACAACUCUCACCUUAUUACCUACAUUCAACAACAAACUCUACACCCUUUCAAUCGAGUUCGUCUUCACAAUCUCAAACACACGAAGGGUCAUUACGAGAAAUAACGGGACUUCUAGCCAUGUUUGCUCUAGCUUACAUAGCUAUUGACAAUUACACAGAACGAAUGAAACUAGAAAAACUUCAUUCAGAUACAACAGCAAUCAAUUUAAAAGCGUUGCAAGUGCAGCAAUUAAAUUAUCAAAAAGAGCGCAAAAAGAGAGAUUUGGCUAUUUUACAAGAGCGAAGAGAGUUGGCGAAACGUAGUUUCAAGAUGGGAUUGCAUAUAGCCAUGUUGAGGAAACAAUUGAUCGAUGCAGGAUUAGAUCCUGUGAGUAUGGAUCAGGCCGUGGCAGAGUUUGAAAAAAGUGUUAAGGCCGAUAACUCUAUAAAGAAUGUUACUGGACAAUAUCUUUGGCUAGAUGACAAGUCAGAUUAUAAACAGCACUUACCAGAUUCAGUGGAAUAUGAUAAAGCAAGGAAACUGGAUUGA
Lodderomyces oxycetoniae is the source of this 786-nucleotide messenger RNA. RefSeq lists its product as uncharacterized. NCBI's taxonomy places the organism in Eukaryota, Fungi, Ascomycota, Pichiomycetes, Serinales, Debaryomycetaceae. The record is from RefSeq and is a predicted model, not a curated record. The transcript has 2 exons. The coding region runs from base 1 to 786 and encodes 261 amino acids.